Molecule: messenger RNA, 1539 nt
Organism: Penicillium salamii
Lineage: Eukaryota; Fungi; Ascomycota; Eurotiomycetes; Eurotiales; Aspergillaceae
Source: the annotation of a GenBank genome assembly
AUGGCAUUGCUUGGUAUCCUUCUUUCACCUUGGCUGGCCGUGGCUAUCCCCAUCUGGUUGUCGCUGUACUAUAUAGUCCCCUAUUUUACAACAUAUCGACACUUGAGUCGGAUCCCAGGGCCCUGGUCUGCCAAAUUCAGCAACAUUUGGGUCGGACUGGGUGCUCGUCGAGGUCAAAAAUAUGCAGCGGUCGACUCAGCCCAUCGCAAAUAUGGCAAUGUUGUUCGCAUCGGUUUCAACCACGUAUCUAUUGCCGACGAGCGAGCUUUGAAUAUCAGUCACUAUUACGAAGCGUUCGUGGCCCGGACGCCAGGCAUGUUCAAUGUGCGCGACCGUGCAGAACAUACACGCAAACGCAAGAUCAUCUCCCAUGCUUUCUCGCCCAAGUCGGUUGCUGCAUUCGAACCGCUCAUGGCGGAGAAUCUACAGCGAUGGACGGCCCAGCUGGAUCGGAUCGCGGCUUCUGAGCCCCAGCAAAACGAAAAACACUUCGUUCGAUUCAAUGCGAUGCCUUGGCUCAGUUAUCUUGCCUUUGAUAUUAUUGGUGAUCUGGCGUUUGGGUCUCCGUUUGGUAUGGUCAACAAGGGGAAAGAUGAAGUUGAAACACAGCUGGUACCGGGUGGCCCCAUCUCAUACACUCCGGCAGUUGAAGUCCUCAAUCGACGGGGUGAGGUCUCUUCAACAAUGGGUCUUCUUCCUUCACUCCGUCCAUGGGCCAGAUACCUCCCAGAUCCAUUUUUUACCAAGGGUAUAGCGGCGGUGGAAAAUCUGACAGGAAUUGCUGUUGCGGCUGUUGCAUCUAGACUGGAUGCAGCGGAGAAGGGGACAGCCGAGUCCCGCAACGAUAUCCUGGCGCGUUUGCUACAAGCAAGGGAUGCAGAUGGUCAGCCGAUGGGACAAGAUGAACUCAUAGCAGAAGCGCUCACCCAGCUGAUUGCUGGUUCAGACACUAUAUCCAACACGGCAUGUGGUAUUUUCUAUUGGAUUCUGCACGGAGAACGCAGCGCCCCAGGCACGAUUGUUUCCCGGCUACAAGAAGAGCUAGACCAGGCCAUUGACCAAAAGUCAGAGAUUGCAUCUUACUCCGAAGUCAGAGAUCUUCCAUUCCUGAGAAGAUGUAUUGACGAAGCGAUGCGACUUCAUUCCACGUCGGCUCUUGGCCUACCACGUUUGGUCGCUAAUAAUGGGGCAGGUAUCAGGUUUGAUGAUUACUAUUUCCCACCUGGAACUGUACUCUCGGUACCAUCUUAUACGAUACACCAUAUGCAAGAAAUCUGGGGACAUGAUGUCGAAGAGAUGAGGCCUGAUCGCUGGCUGGAUUUGUCGGCUCGACAGAAGGCUGCCUUCAACCCAUUUUCCUAUGGCCCCCGUGCAUGUGUCGGGCAGAAUGUCGCUAUUAUGGAGCUGCAGCUGAUUAUUGGGACCCUCUUCCACCGGUAUGAGUUCGUUCUGUAUCAGCCGACUAUUCAGUCGCAUGAAGGGUUUUCGAAAAAGCCGGCGGAGUGCCAUGCAGGCAUUCGAUUGAGGAACCGAGCAUAG